Molecule: messenger RNA, 3582 nt
Organism: Formica exsecta
Lineage: Eukaryota; Metazoa; Arthropoda; Insecta; Hymenoptera; Formicidae
Product: glutamyl aminopeptidase-like
Exons: 13
Coding region: 289-3120 (943 amino acids)
Biological process (GO): peptide catabolic process; proteolysis
Cellular component (GO): cytoplasm
Molecular function (GO): metalloaminopeptidase activity; zinc ion binding; peptide binding
Source: RefSeq, a predicted model, not a curated record
UAUUAUGUAUUGAUAUUUGAGUGUGUCAAUAAAUUAGGAAAACAAUUAUUGACGACCUUAGAGCUUGUUUACAUGACAUUACAUGCUUAUUAUGAUGUCAAGUACCAAGAUUGUUAGAUUUCGAGGAUCUCUCGAAACAGUAAGAUCGUAAUCGUGCGAUAUAUAUUUUUGGGAUUAACAACCUGUGAUGAUAAUGUGCUAAUUGCAGUUUUUAUAUUUCAAUAAAGAAUUAUACCUCAAUCUGCAUAGAAUUUUAAUAUACAAGAUAUCUGAAACGAGAAACUUGGCAUGGAAAAAGUAUUGUUAAGAGUGAUAUUAAACAGCGCCUUAUACAUAACGGCAAUAGCUUUUUUCUUUGGCCCCGAUUACAGAAAUGACUUUCCAGUUGGAUUUCGUUUACCGCAUUACGUUAUACCGGAGCACUAUAACAUCCAGUUAGAUCUAGCAUCUUUUGACGUAGAAGAAAAAAGUUUCAACUUCUCCGGUACAUGUGAGGCCUAUAUCAAGAUUAUUCGUCCAACGUGGUACAUAAGUUUGCACGCACAAAAGCCGCAAAUAGAAAUACAAAAUGCUACUCUCGUCAAUAAAGAGUCAUUAGAACUUUAUAAACCGACAAAUGUUACAUAUAACGAAGAAACUCAUAUUCUCGUCUUUCACUUUGGUUAUGAAUUAUCAAAUGGACAUUAUUUAUUAAACAUGAGCUUUAUCAAUUUCUCAGAUGACGAUAGAAAUAGCAUCUUCAGAACUGUCUACACAAAUAGAAAUGAUAAUGAAAAUAAAAAGUUGUUUAUCGCAAAACAAUUCCAUGCAAUUGGGGCUCGACAAUUGUUUCCAUGUUGGGAUGAGCCAGCAUUAAAAGCGACAUUUAAUAUCUCUAUUAGACAUCAUGUAAAGUAUGCGGCUUUGUCGAACAUGCCGAUGCAAGAUAUGAUUGAAGAUGCUGAUCACAUACUGUGGACAUACUUCAAAACUACUCCUUUAAUGUCUACUUAUCUUGUGAUGUUUGCAUUAUAUGAUGUGUUCCCUCAUACCACACUGUAUCAAAUGUUAUAUCACCAGGAAAUAAUGUUCGCCAGUAAUGUCACUGAUAUCAUCAUAACAUGUUUCGUAAACGAAUGGAAAUAUUCUGACAAUAUUUCAGAUGUAUAUCAUGUCAUAACUUCAGGUUCUCGAAAUAAUGGCACGGGAAUUAUUCUUUAUAGAGAAGCAAAUAUUUUUUAUAAUAAAGCAAAAGAUCCUGUUACGCACAAAAUAGAAGUAGCACGUACAUUAGCAUACGAACUAACACAUCAAUGGUUUGAUAAUUUGAUCAGCCCAUCCUGGUGGUCUGAUUACUGGUUGAACGAGGGUAUUGCUACGUUGCUCGGAAUGGAUAUCAUGAAUAAGAUUUUUCCAGAUUUCCGUGUGUUAGAUCUGUUCGUAGUCCAAGUUCAACAAGAAUCUCUUCGUUUGGACAAUUUUAGAUCGGAUAUUAUGAAGCCUCUUAUAUCAGAGGUUAACAAAACUUCUGAUAUUGAUUCACUUUUCUCUUUUUCUUAUUACAUGAAAGGUCCUGUCAUAUUGCGUAUGUUGCAAUAUUUUCUUACUGACAAGGUAUUCCGAAAUGGUAUUGAGAUAUUUCUUAGUAAACAUAAGUUUAGUUCGGCAACUAUCGAUGAUUUCUGGAGCGCUAUGCAAACUGCUCAUGAUGUAGCAAAAAUAUCCAAUAUUGAAAAAUUAGACAUAAGAAAGGCGAUGAGUGCUUGGACAAAGCAAAAGCAUUAUCUCGUGCUAAAGGUUACACAACCUAAUUUUGAAUACUUGGAAAUCUCGAUAGAAAAUAUUAAGAGCUUGGGCAAAGAUAAUUGGUUCAUACCUGUAAUUAUAACUAAACAGACGGAUUCAGAUUUUACGAUAUACAAAAACACGUCUUGGCGAAUGUACAAUAAAUGGAAAGCACAACCGAAUGUUACUGUGUCUAUAGAUUUGCCUUUAGCUCCCAAAGACGAUGAAUGGAUAAUAGUUAACUUGCAACAAAUUGGAUAUUAUCGUGUCAAUUAUGAACCUAAAAAUUGGCGAAGGAUUGCGAAAUAUUUGAACUCUGCAAACUAUAUGAAAAUACAUGUUCUUAACCGUGCUCAAAUCAUCGACGACGCCUAUUAUUUCCUGUCGAUAGGCCAACUCGAUUCGGAUAUAUUUUGGGAACUUACAAAAUACUUAUCGCAAGAGACAGAUUAUGUGGCAUGGUAUCCUAUGAUCAAAGCUCUUGAAGAUAUGUCAAGUAUCUUUCCAAUGUUAGACGAAAGAGUCGAUUUAGUCAAGAAAAGCAUGCAAGAAAUAUUAAAUGGAGUUCUUGAACAGAUUGGAUACGAAGAACGUUCUGAAGAAAACAUUCUUACUAAAUAUUUAAGACAAGAAGUCGCCAAAUGGGCAUGUAUUCUCGAGCAUCCCAAAUGCAUACAAAUGGCCAAACGAAAUUUGGAGCGACAUAUCAUCCAUUCUGAAAAACUUCUACCGUGGUGGAAACAAUGGACAUACUGUAAUGGUAUAAUGGCAGAGGAAAAUUUAAACGGUAUUUGGUCGACAAUGCUUGAAAAAUGGGCCUUAGAUUCUGAUAAUAGAAUUUUAGAAUUUCUAACUUGCAUUGCACAUCCUAAUCCCAUCCAAGAAUAUUUGAAUACAAAAACUCUACAAGUAUAUCUGGAUCUCAAAUUUUCUCAGAAAAAUAUAUUUUCAAAAUUCCAAGACAUUGAUCGUGUUAAUAGGUUUCUUAUGACAAUUAUGAAACAUGUAAAAAACGAUGUAAUACUUGAGUAUGUAUUACAGAAUUUUGAAGAAAUAAAACCCAGGGAAGUCAGUACGGUUGCAGCAUUGAUUAUUAUAAUUAAUCAUGUGUAUUCUGAGGCACAACUAAAGAAGAUUAUGGAGUUCGUGGAAAAUAAUCUAAUAAAACAAGAGAAUAUUAUUAUUAUUAAUAAUUUAACAACGAGUAUCUUCUUUCACAACGAAUUUGACAAGAUACAUGAAUAUGCGAGAAAUUUUGUGCAUGAACGAAUUUCGUUUAUCCAUCGCAAGAUAGAAAAACGCUUAUAUGAACUCACGCUUAUCCGAAAUCGAAUCAGAGAAGAGUUUUCAAAUUAGAAUAAUUCAUCUAUCUCAAAUCUAUGAAUAGUACAAAUUGUAUCGCUUGCAUAUAUCUAUCUUAUUUAUAAGUAACUUUUUUUAUUAAUCUUAUUUUCUUUUGACAAAUCUUUAAAAUAAGAUAUAUUAACAAAGUCUUUAAAAAAACCACUUAUAAUUUUACCACUUAUAAUUUUUUAGAAUAUAAGACUAUUCGAAAAAAUUAUCAUUUCAAACUUUAACAAUAUAAUAAUGCAAAACAUUAAUUCAUAGAUGUAAUACAUAUUACUAUUAUUAUAUAAAGACAAAAUAAAAGUGCAUUAUUCUGUUAAAUACAUAUAUUAAACUUACUUAAAUUAUUUCUCUCUGCGCUUUCGAUUCUAAAGAUUUGUAUUACUAUAUCCUUAAACACAAACGAUAAUUUUUUCAAAUAGAUACGUAUUUGACAAUACAAAAUGUAUUUAUGUAAAAUAUGAGUUUCGA